GUGUCACCCGCUGUCCCCACCGUCACCCCGCUGUCACUGUGCCGCCCCAUCCCCGUUGUCACCCUGCUGUCACCCCUCCGUCACCCCAUCCCCGCCGUCACCCUGUCUCCACUGUCACCCUGCUGUCACCCCUCUGCCACCCCGUCCCCACUGUCACCCCUCUGUCACCCCAUCCCUGCUGUCACCCUGCUGUCACCCCUUUGUCACUCUGCUUCUGCCCCAUCCUCGUUGUCACCCUGCUGUUACCCCUCUGCCACCCCAUCCCUGCCAUCACCCCAUCCUUGCUGUCACCCCUCCGUCCCCCCGUUCCCACUGUCACCCCUCUGCCACCCCAUCCCUGCUGCCGCCCCAUCCCUGCCAUCACCCCAUCCCCCCUGUCACUCUGCUGUCUCCCCUCUGCCACCCCGUCCCCACUGUCACCCCACUGUCACCCCUCCGUCACCCCAUCCCUGCUGUCACCCCAUCCCUGCCACCACCCCAUCCCCACUAUCACCCUGCUGUCGCCUCUCUGUCACUCUGCUGCUGGCCCAUCCUCGUUGUCACCCUGCUGUCACCCCUCUGCUGCCCCAUCCCUGCCAUCACCCCAUCCUUGUUGUCACCCUUCUGUCACUCUGCUGUCACCCCAUCCCACCGUCACCCCGUCCCCACUGUCACCCCUCUGCCACCCCAUCCCUGCCAUCACCCCAUCCCCGCUGUCCCCCCCGCUCCCCCGGCAGGUGGACAACUCCUCUCUGACGGGGGAGUCAGAGCCGCAGACCCGCUCCCCGGAGUUCACCCACGAGAACCCGCUGGAGACGCGCAACAUCUGCUUCUUCUCCACCAACUGCGUGGAAGGCACGGCCCGGGGCAUCGUCAUCUCCACGGGGGACCGCACGGUGAUGGGCCGCAUCGCCUCGCUGGCCUCGGGGCUGGAGGUGGGACGGACGCCCAUCGCCAUGGAGAUCGAGCACUUCAUCCGCCUCAUCACCGGCGUCGCCGUCUUCCUCGGCCUCUCCUUCUUCAUCCUCUCCCUCAUCCUGGGCUACACGUGGCUGGAGGCCGUCAUCUUCCUCAUCGGCAUCAUCGUGGCCAAUGUCCCCGAGGGGCUGCUGGCCACCGUCACCGUGUGCCUGACGCUGACGGCCAAGCGCAUGGCGAGGAAGAACUGCCUGGUGAAGAACCUGGAGGCGGUGGAGACGCUGGGCUCCACGUCCACCAUCUGCUCCGACAAAACCGGGACCCUCACCCAGAACCGCAUGACGGUGGCCCACAUGUGGUUCGACAACCAGAUCCACGAGGCCGACACCACCGAGGAUCAGUCGGGUGCCACCUUCGAUAAGCGUUCGCCCACCUGGGCAGCGCUGGCUCGCAUUGCUGGGCUCUGCAACCGCGCCGUCUUCAAACCGGGACAGGAGAACAUCUCCAUUUCUAAGCGCGACACCGCAGGCGAUGCGUCCGAGUCGGCGCUGCUGAAGUGCAUCCAGCUCUCGUGUGGCUCCGUCAAGAAGAUGAGGGACAAGAACCCCAAAGUCACCGAAAUCCCCUUUAACUCCACCAACAAAUAUCAGCUCUCCAUCCACGAGCGGGAGGACGACCCCCAGGGACACAUCCUGGUGAUGAAAGGGGCCCCCGAACGCAUCCUGGAGCGCUGCUCCCGAAUCCUGCUGCAGGGCCAGGAGGUGCCCCUGGACGAGGAGAUGAAGGAGGCCUUCCAGAACGCCUACCUGGAGCUGGGGGGGCUGGGGGAGCGCGUGCUGGGGUUCUGCCACCUCUACCUCCCCCCCGACCAAUUCCCGCGGGGUUUCCGCUUCGACGCCGACGACGUGAACUUCCCCACCAGCGACCUCUGCUUCGUGGGGCUCAUGUCCAUGAUCGACCCCCCCCGCGCCGCCGUCCCCGAUGCCGUCGGCAAAUGCCGCAGCGCUGGGAUCAAGGUGAUCAUGGUGACGGGGGAUCACCCCAUUACAGCCAAAGCCAUCGCCAAAGGGGUCGGGAUCAUCUCGGAGGGCAACGAGACGGUGGAGGACAUCGCGGCGCGGCUCAACAUCCCCGUCAGCCAGGUGAACCCCCGGGAGGCCAAGGUCGGCUCUUUCACCAUCUUUGAGAUUUACCGAGUCCUAGCAAUUCAGGUUGCAAUGCAGACUUCCUGGAGCUUAGGAAACCCCCCGACGUGA
Molecule: messenger RNA, 2153 nt
Organism: Lagopus muta (rock ptarmigan)
Lineage: Eukaryota; Metazoa; Chordata; Aves; Galliformes; Phasianidae
Product: sodium/potassium-transporting ATPase subunit alpha-2-like
Biological process (GO): potassium ion import across plasma membrane; sodium ion export across plasma membrane; proton transmembrane transport
Cellular component (GO): membrane
Molecular function (GO): ATP binding; P-type sodium:potassium-exchanging transporter activity; ATP hydrolysis activity
Source: RefSeq, a predicted model, not a curated record